AAAUAAAUAAAAAGUAAAAAUGGAACAAAAGAAGUGUGAUUUUUCUACCUUGUGAGAAGCCUCCGCUUUCCCUUCACAAAAGUCAACGCCCCUUCAUCCUUCAUCUCUUCAUCAUUCCCUGAAAUUUUAAAGCAAAAAUAACAGCUGAAAAAGUAGAGAAAAAAAGGGAAGAAAGAAAGCAUAGAUUGUUUCUUUCAUACAUAUUUUUUUCAUGUUUUCUUAAUUAUGGGCGGCAAGUUAAGUGUGUGUUUCACCGGCGGCGGCGAAUAUGGCGGAGAAAAAGCUCGUCGUAGGAAAGAAAUAUCCUCGUUAUUAUCGGAUCCUCUCGAUGAAGGACUUGGCCACUCUUUCUGCUACGUGAGACCCGAAACGACCCUUCUUUAUUCGUCCAAGGUCCAUUCCGACGAAUCCAGCACUACUUUCGGUACGAUCUCCGGAGCCUCCGUUAGCGCCAACACAUACACGCCGCUUUCGACUGCGCUGGUGGAUCCGUACGUCUCUUACAAAAACAGCUGCUUCGACCGAGCUGCAGCUUUCGAGAGCACUACCUCGUUUUCAUCGAUCCCGCUGCAACCGAUUCCAAAGAAUCUGAUAAGCUCUUCGGGUCCAUUAUCGGGUAGCCUCGCUCCGGGUUCGGGUCCUUUAGAAAGAGGAUUCAUGUCGGGUCCUAUUGAGAGAGGGUUCAUGUCGGGUCCUCUCGAUAAUGUUAGUAAUCGCGGGAUAUACUCGGGUCCACUCCAUAAAGGUAUUUCCGAUCAGUUUAUUAGAAGCUUUUCUCAUGGAACUUUUGCUUUUAAAUCCAGAUCGAGAAAAGGAUCUUUAAUUCGGGUCCUCCACAGAGCAAUAUCAAAAGUUUCCCGCGGCCAAAAGUCCGUUGUCGCUCCAAUUAAAGGCGUCGUUUCGGUUAAAGAAUCCGAAUGGGUAAUUGGGCCUGAUAAGAACCUGAUUAAUAACCAAAAUGAGAAUUUGACGGUCAGUAGUUUGAAUCUGAGCAGCGAAGGUAGUUUAGAUGAUGAUAAAUUCAUGGAAAGUCAAAUCCUUCAAUGGGCACAGGGGAAAGCUGGUGAGGAUCGCGUACACGUCGUCGUUUCAGAGGAACGUGGAUGGGUUUUUGUUGGCAUUUAUGAUGGAUUCAACGGUCCUGAUGCUCCUGAUUUCUUGUUAUCAAAUCUUUACUCUAAUGUUCGUAAAGAACUCAAGGGUUUGUUAUGGGAUGAUGGGUUUGAACAAGUCCCUGCAUCUUCCCCCGAAGAAGAAAACCAGAGCAGGGAGCCCGAACCGACUAGCCGUUGCUACGGUGAUGCUUGUUCCCAGUGUAUCGAGAAGGAGAACUACCCCUAUGAUAAAGAAGUUAAUUUCAAUUCUAAUUUGAGUUCGGAAAAGAAAAAGCUAAAGACGUCGAGGGCAAGGUAUAAGGGUGCGGCGAAGAGGUGGGAAGAGAAUCAAAGGAAGUGGAAAUGCGAAUGGGAUAGGGAAAGAUUAAAACUUGAUAGGAAAUUAAAGGAGCAAUUAAAUAGAAACAUGUCUGAUGGAUCAAGAUCGAUGAUUAAUCAUGGUGAUGUGUUGAAAGCUCUGUCUCAGGCUUUGAAGAAAACAGAGGAGUCUUAUUUGGAUAUUGCUGAUAAGAUGUUAAUGGAGAAUCCAGAGUUGGCUUUGAUGGGUUCUUGUGUGCUUGUCAUGUUGAUGAAAGGUGAAGAUGUUUAUGUGAUGAAUGUCGGGGAUAGUAGGGCGGUUUUGGCGCAAAAGCCAGAGCCCGAUUACUGGUUGGGGAAGGUUAAACAGGAUUUAGAGAGGAUUAAUGAAGAAACAUUGCAUGAUCUUGAAGGUUUUGAUGGAGAUAAAUUUUGUUCAAUUCCUGAUUUAACUGCUUUUCAGCUUAGUGUGGAUCAUAGCACCAAUGUGGAAGAGGAAGUUCAAAGAAUAAUAAAUGAACAUCCUGAUGAUGCUUAUGCUGUGAUGAAUGAUCGAGUUAAAGGUUCUUUGAAGGUCACUCGAGCUUUUGGGGCUGGAUUUCUCAAACAGCCUAAAUGGAACAAUGCACUUCUAGAGAUGUUCAGAAUAGAUUACAAAGGAACUUCUCCAUAUAUCACUUGUGUGCCAUCUCUCCACCACCACAGAUUAGGUCCCAAAGACCGAUUUUUGGUAUUAUCUUCUGAUGGGCUCUAUCAAUACUUAACAAACGAGGAGGCCGUAUCAGAGGUCGAACUUUUCAUCACAAUGCAACCUGAAGGAGACCCUGCUCAGCAUCUUGUCGAGGAAGUUCUGUUCCGUGCUGCAAAGAAAGCUGGCGUGGACUUUCACGAGUUACUCGAAAUACCUCAAGGGGAUAGACGGAGGUACCAUGACGAUGUAUCCAUCAUAGUUAUCUCUUUAGAGGGAAGAAUAUGGAGAUCUUGUGUAUAAGUUAGAAAAAAAUAUAUACAGAUAGAAGAUAUAGCAAACCAGCAAAAGAAACUCUGGCGUUUCGUUUUUGCAGUUUUUCCCCCGAUCAGCCGUGUAACAUAGCAAUGAAGUUCAUCGAAGGUUCGAGGAACGUAGUUAUGAAAAUGUAAUGGGUGGUGAGGGGGGUGUAUAAAGGUGUGUUCAUGUUGAUUAUAUAAACUAUCAUAGAAAUUGCAAUUUUUUA
Messenger RNA from Hibiscus syriacus, 2626 nucleotides. RefSeq names its product probable protein phosphatase 2C 4. The record is from RefSeq and is a predicted model, not a curated record. The transcript is spliced from 4 exons. Gene Ontology annotation, molecular function: protein serine/threonine phosphatase activity. Lineage: Eukaryota; Viridiplantae; Streptophyta; Magnoliopsida; Malvales; Malvaceae. The coding region runs from base 226 to 2403 and encodes 725 amino acids. Gene Ontology annotation, biological process: protein dephosphorylation.